GCGAACUUCUGCGCUGCAGCGGCAAUCCGGCAAUCAUUCGUUCGGCGUGUCUCGUCUAGUCUGCGUACGUACGCAUCUGACGCCCGCGACCAAUUUGCUUUAUGUUAUUUCAUUGCAAGGAAGCAAACACUUCGUCUGUGGCAGUUUUGAACAAGCAACGAAUGCGUAAUUAUUCGUACGGCUUUCAAACACGGACUAACCCCUGCGUCGCCGGCGAUUGGUCAGCGUUCAGAUCGCAACGGCGCUGGCGUGUUGUGCGUCUGUGUGAAAGUACACGUGCCAUGUGAAAACACGCACCUGGUGCUUCGGAACAUCCAAGCCUCCUCUAGCGGAUUAUCCACUCUUCGUCGCAGACAGAUUAUCGAACCGACGCCGACGCGAUGCUACUCGCAUUCAUUGUAAGCACUACAGUUGAUUGUUGAAUACGAUCGUGUUUUGUUUAUCGAUAAACAAAUGUACACGCGUCGUCAAUAGCAACGCAUCAACAACCUGCAAUAACAAUGCCACAUCAAUACGGUUUGCCAGGCAUCGCACACGCUCAAUCACCACCGACGCCUCCGCCACAUCAUGGUGCUAUGUAUCCGCGCUUCUCCGGCGCCGUUGUGCCUGGUGGAAUUCGAGAAGAUCGGCGCCUCACCAGAGAGGCUAUGGAGCGAUAUUUACGUGAACGAUCCGAUAUGGUAAUUGUUAUUUUGCACGCAAAAGUUGCUCAGAAGUCCUACGGCAAUGAAAAACGCUUCUUUUGCCCACCACCCUGCAUUUAUCUCUUUGGUGAUGGCUGGAGACUGAGGCAAGACCAAAUGCAAAGAGAAGGUGAAUCUGAACAAGCCUCACAACUGUGUGCAUUUAUUGGAAUUGGCAAUUCUGACCAAGAUAUGCAGCAGUUAGAUUUAAACAAUGGCAAGCAGUAUUGUGCAGCCAAAACUUUGUACAUUUCUGAUUCAGACAAGCGUAAGCAUUUCAUGUUGUCAGUGAAGAUGUUCUAUGGUUCUGGACAAGAUAUUGGAGUGUUUCACAGUAAGCGUAUUAAAGUAAUAUCAAAACCAUCUAAGAAGAAACAAAGUUUGAAGAAUGCAGAUCUGUGCAUUGCAAGUGGCACUAAAGUAGCAUUGUUUAAUAGAUUAAGAUCACAAACAGUGAGCACAAGGUACCUUCAUGUUGAAAAUGGACACUUUCAUGCAAGUUCUACUCAAUGGGGAGCUUUUACAAUACAUUUAUUAGAUGAUAAUGAGUCAGAAAGUGAAGAGUUUCAAGUUAGAGAUGGUUACAUUCAUUAUGGUGCUACUGUGAAGUUAGUCUGCUCAGUAACAGGCAUGGCUCUACCAAGAUUAAUAAUUAGAAAGGUGGACAAACAACAAGCACUUUUAGAGGCAGAUGAUCCAGUUUCUCAACUUCACAAAUGCGCGUUUUACAUGAAAGACACCGAUCGGAUGUACCUGUGUCUUUCUCAGGAGCGCAUUAUUCAGUUUCAAGCAACGCCAUGUCCCAAGGAGCCUAACAAGGAGAUGAUCAAUGAUGGUGCUUGCUGGACAAUCAUUUCGACGGACAAAGCCGAAUAUCAGUAUUAUGAAGGUAUGGGACCUGUUCGAUCACCUGUGACACCAGUUCCACUUGUGCAUAGUCUUCAUCUUAAUGGAGGUGGCGAUGUUGCUAUGCUCGAACUAACGGGGGAUAACUUUUCCCCAAAUUUGCAAGUUUGGUUUGGUGAUGUAGAAGCUGAGACAAUGUACAGGUGCCAGGAGAGUAUGCUCUGUGUGGUGCCAGACAUCUCACAGUUUCGAGGUGAGUGGCUCUGGGUGCGACAACCGACGCAAGUCCCAGUUUCACUGGUUCGAAACGAUGGCAUCAUAUACGCUACUGGAUUAACAUUUACUUACACGCCAGAACCAGGUCCGAGGCCACAUUGUCCGCCGGCGGACGAUAUUAUGCGCACCGGACAGAGGGCUAAUGCACCGACGGCGCCCAUGAGCAACGAGCAGUGGAAUACUGGAAUGCACUAAAUUUGACUAGAUUGUAUUUCGGCAUGAACUUAAUUAUGGAUGUGUCGCGCAACACAGUGUAUUUAUAAAUCUUUUGUGAUUAUUGAGAUGUGAAAGAUACGAUUGCGAGUUUUAUUGAGGAUUUAAUUGUGCACGUAUCUUAAAAAAUAAUUAUUUAUAUUUCGGACGAUGGAACUGAAGAAGGCAGUAAAUUAAUGUAAAUGUAAGAUAUUUUUUUAUAGGCCAAAGCUGUAUUUUACUAUCGACGCUAAUUUGAUAAGUCACUCAUUAGCAAACAUAGUAUUAAUAGUAUGUAAUGUUAGCUGACUAUAUAGUAUUGAAUAUUUUUAAAUUUUACUAUGUUGACUCAGAUGUAAGACGAAUCUCUCUAUGAAACUGCAAGCCAACGAACAAGUUAAAUUUUAUAAACAUAUUUAUAUAAUAUAGAACGGCGUAACCCAAGUCACUGAUGCUGCAAUGAUACUGCGAAUGUGUACAUAAUAUAUAAAACUCUGAACUUAAAUGUUUUAAGUUUUGAAGCGUUCACAAUGAACGAGGACGAAUGGAGCGAAAUAAACAUAUCUCAAUUA
Messenger RNA from Dalotia coriaria, 2569 nucleotides. RefSeq names its product recombining binding protein suppressor of hairless (gene Su(H)). NCBI's taxonomy places the organism in Eukaryota, Metazoa, Arthropoda, Insecta, Coleoptera, Staphylinidae. The coding region runs from base 501 to 2000 and encodes 499 amino acids. Gene Ontology annotation, biological process: regulation of transcription by RNA polymerase II. Gene Ontology annotation, cellular component: nucleus. Gene Ontology annotation, molecular function: DNA-binding transcription activator activity, RNA polymerase II-specific; RNA polymerase II cis-regulatory region sequence-specific DNA binding. The transcript has 2 exons. The record is from RefSeq and is a predicted model, not a curated record.